Messenger RNA from Peronospora matthiolae, 261 nucleotides. Lineage: Eukaryota; Oomycota; Peronosporomycetes; Peronosporales; Peronosporaceae. The record is from the annotation of a GenBank genome assembly.
AUGAACUGCUGGACCCGAGAAGCUGAUGACGGGAGCGCCGUGGAGGUCAUCAAGCACACGAGCGCGUGGGUGAAGGUGAGCGAGAAUAAGCUUGCAUGCUGCUGUUCCGAGCCAGUCAUGGUAAAGAAAGCUGGGCUGUCGACGCUGGCCAAGAUCGUGGCCAUCAUGUGUAGCAGGAAUUCCGUCCCAAUGUCUUUCUUUGCCGAACGUCGCACAGUCGUAAGUCGAGGGCAGCAGCGCGACGAGAGCUUUUGGGAAUGA